CCAAAUUUAAAAGAAUUGCUUUCAACUUUAUGAAUAUUUUUCAAAAAUUAUUACGCUGAUGCUUUCAAAGUUGAACAAAAGAAGACUUUGCAAAAUUUAUUGAAAAAUGGCCGCAGCUACGUCUUGCAAUGACACACAUAAUAUUACAUCAUUAUCUAUGUUUUCUUUUGGUUUCUCUUCGUUACUAUGCGUGGCAACAGUAUCUACAAACGCUCUAUUAAUAACAGCAAUAUUAGGAGACAAGAGGAAAGUCUUCAAAAAAGCAGUUUUUUAUAAAUUAUUGCUCAACAUAACAGUAGCGGACUUGCUUACUGGCGCGGUAAAUGAUGCCAGUGCUGUUUCGUUUCAUUUUAAAGAAGCCAACAAAAAAUAUAUUAGUCAUUAUGAAGUUCUUUUAGCUCAUUUAGGGCUUUUUAUGUUUUGUAAUGUUUCUUUUAUCUCCAUGGCAUUACUAUGCGUGGAUCGCAUUAUAGCCCUUAUAAGACCAAUUGUAUACAGAAAUGGAUUAUCUAAUCAAACAUGCAAUUUAAUAUUAACUUCAACGUGGUUUCUUUCGUUGCUGCUUUUGUUACCUUACUUUUCAAUGGGAUACAUUAAAUACCUUUCCGUUUUUUUGUUUACUUCGGUGUCCGUAACUUUUAUUGCACUAACAUUGAUGAUUUAUCUUUAUAAAACACGAUUUGUAUUAUCUUGCAAUUUAAAAAAACUAUCUUUAACUUCUGAAACGAGAAAGAAAACUAACGAAACCUUUACAAAAGUAAACCAAAUAACAAAAGAAGAUCAGUUAAAAAAAAGUUCUAAGUUAAAGAGUCCUAAUGAAAAAUUUAACGACAAAGAAAAUUACAUUUUGUAUAAGAUUGGUCAAUUUAAUCCAAAUUUUAUCUUUAAUCAAAGAAACGAUAAACAAGUCACCAAUCAAAACAAUAUUAUAUUCAAUAUCAAUCAAGUUAAUUUGAAAUCAUACUCUGCAGAGCAGCGAGUCAAUCAAUCUUUCAUUAUUAUGCUAUUUGUUUUUUUUAUAACCUAUUUUCCGGCUUGUGUAGUGACUUUGUAUUUAAACUUAUGUGGUUUAUGCAACUGUACUUUAACACAUGUUUUGAGAGAUUUCACUUACCUAUCACUGUUAUCUAGCGCUUUAUGGAGGUCAAUUAAUUUUGCAUGUCGAAUUACAACAUUAAAAAAGAGAAUAAAUGAGAUUAUAACGCACGUAAAACGCAUUAAAAGACCAACAAAUUCUACGUAACAUAGCUUUAAAGCAAAAGUUUUACCUUUUUCUUUUUUAAAAAAAAAAAGACUUAACGUUAAGGGACUAGGUUUUAGAACUUAUAUUGAUUGGUCAAAUAAGGGUAUUUUUUUACUCAAACUUUUUAUAUAUUAACAAAUUCUGUUUGUUUUUAUAAAUUCUAAUUGUUUAUACAAUUUUUUUUUUAUAA
Hydra vulgaris (swiftwater hydra) is the source of this 1433-nucleotide messenger RNA. RefSeq lists its product as uncharacterized. The record is from RefSeq and is a predicted model, not a curated record. Gene Ontology annotation, biological process: G protein-coupled receptor signaling pathway. Gene Ontology annotation, cellular component: plasma membrane. Gene Ontology annotation, molecular function: G protein-coupled receptor activity. NCBI's taxonomy places the organism in Eukaryota, Metazoa, Cnidaria, Hydrozoa, Anthoathecata, Hydridae.